Acipenser ruthenus (sterlet) is the source of this 1381-nucleotide messenger RNA. Its product is annotated as transmembrane protein 60-like. The record is from RefSeq and is a predicted model, not a curated record. The transcript is spliced from 2 exons. Bases 268 to 672 code for a protein of 134 amino acids. NCBI's taxonomy places the organism in Eukaryota, Metazoa, Chordata, Actinopteri, Acipenseriformes, Acipenseridae.
GCGUGUUUUUUUUGUCCUCGGGGUAGUUCUGGAAGAUGUCAGUGUUUGAGAUAACAGGAAGCGGUAUCAGUGAAAAUGCGUUUUGUAAAUCCAUUUGGUAUUAUUUUUUAUUGAAACUAUUGUAAAUUAUUUAUUUGAACAUAGUACCAGAUGUUUAUAACGUCGGUUAUUCGUUGAGUAUUGCUGCAUUGGACAUACAAUCCGGAUAAACAACGGGUGGCAUCAUUGCUUUUUCUGUGGAAAGAAGAUUUCUCCAUAGUCUUUUAAAUGAGAAUGUCCCUGGCACAGAGGGUGCUGCUGACCUGGCUCUUUACUCUGCUGUUCCUCAUCAUGCUGGUCCUCAAACUGGACGAGAAGGCCAACUGGAACUGGUUUCUGAUCUUCAUUCCCAUCUGGAUCUUUGACACCAUCCUGCUGGUUAUGCUUAUUGUCAAGAUGGCCGGCCGCUGUAAAUCUGGCUACGACCCUCGCAAUGGAUCACAGAACUUGAAGAAGAAGGUGUGGUACCUGGUGGCUAUGCUCCUCAAACUGGCUUUCUGCCUUACCCUGUGUGCCAAGCUGGAGAAGUUCACAGAUAUGAAGCUGACAUUUGUCUUCUUACCGCUUUGGGCUCUACUCAUGGGGGCUAUGGUGGAGCUGGGAUUAAAUAUAUUUUGUGAUAGAAGAGACUAGUUUGCAAGUACAGGAAGGUACCAACCCUGUUAAAAAUAUUUGCUGAUUUACAUUACCCAUCUGAAAACAGGAAUAAACUGCAGUCUCUUUUGAACUUUUUCGGAGACUGGAUCAACACUAAGUUAACUCAGUCAAUUCGGUAGCAAGGUGCAGGCUACGGUCAUGUAAAGUGUGUUAAGUGUAUUGAUUUUGCCUUCUGAUAAAUACUUAGACAAUAUUAAUAAUGUUUCCAUUUUUAAUUUCAUAAUGCCUAAAACUACUUUAUGUAUGUUCUUGUAUUUAUCUAAUUUCAAAACCAGUUACCAUGCAAUUGGUAAAGUUAUGAAAUUAUCUGCAUAAAACAAAUAAAAAGAUAUGCUUAACAAACAUGCCUGCAAUACCAUGACCAACAUUUCCGUUUAGCUGUAAAGCAAAACAGACGAGCACUUUAUAUAUCUGCCAUUGUGUAUGCCCUACUGUAAUAUGUAUUCUGUAAAUAAAGCAUACUUUUGACAAUGUGCAGACAAGCUUAAAUGUCUGGUUUUUGAGGUUUCCUGUGAUCUUUAUCCUCUUGAACGGUAUUUUUUUACUCAAGUAAUUUGUUUUAAUAGUUAUACAUCCAUUUUAUAGCAUGUGUGCUGCAGCAUUGUAUUUAACAAUCACAAUAUUAUUUGAAAAGUAAGUUCUAUGGGUAGUGUUGGGCAUCAUGUUUUCUGCGUACUUAAAUGAG